GGGCGCGCUGCCCAGCCGCGCCGCUGUCCCCGCCGUGCGCCCGUCGUGCCGUCGGAGCUGCGCUCGCAGCCUCUAGUGGCCUGUCUCCGCUUCGAGCAUCCUGCGUCGGGCUGUCGCCGGCCAGCGGCUCUCGAGCGCGGGAGAGGGAGGACCGGGGCAGGCUCAGUCCAGCCCGGGGCGCGGGCGCAGCCAGUGAGGGGCGAGGCUCAGGGACGCGGCGGUCGCUAUGAUGGUGGCUACGUGCCUGCAGAUAGUGGGCUUCGUCACGAGCUUCGUGGGUUGGAUCGGCAUCAUCGUCACCACGUCCACCAAUGACUGGGUGGUGACCUGCGGCUACACCAUCCCCACCUGCCGCAAGCUGGACGAACUGGGCUCCAAGGGGCUGUGGGCCGACUGCGUCAUGGCCACGGGGCUGUACCACUGCAAGCCCCUGGUGGACAUCCUCAUCUUGCCGGGCUAUGUGCAGGCUUGCCGAGCCCUGAUGAUUGCAGCCUCGGUCCUCGGUCUGCCGGCCAUUCUCCUGCUGCUGACAGUUCUCCCCUGCAUCCGAAUGGGCCACGAGCCUGGUGUGGCCAAGUACCGGCGGGCCCAGCUGGCUGGCGUGAUGCUCAUUCUGCUGGCUCUCUGCGCCAUGGUCGCCACCAUCUGGUUCCCUGUGUGUGCCCACCGUGAGACCACCAUCGUGAGCUUUGGCUACUCCCUGUACGCGGGCUGGAUUGGUUCUGUGCUGUGCCUCGUGGGGGGCUGUGUCAUCGUCUGCUGUGCCGGAGAUGCUCAGGCGUUUGGUGAAAACCGUUUCUACUACUCUUCGGGCUCCAGCUCCCCGACUCACGCCAAGAGUGCCCAUGUAUGAGAGAGCUGUCAGCCUGCCCACAGAGGUGCUGUCGAUGCUGGGCCCGUGCCCCGAGGUUUGCUCGCCCCAGGGAGGGGGAUGUCCACUCCUCUGCCAGGCUCCGAAGCCAAAGGUCUCAAAAAGCAUCGGUCUGGCAUUUUGUAGUCUUAACACCACCUUUUUUGUUGCCUUAAAAGAAAUCUUCCGCUCAGAUAAUGCCCACACAUUUUUCUCAUGGUUCUGCCCCGUUACCUCUUUUCUUGGACGUUCUUUUUUUUUUCCCCACUAAAGUAUAUAUUAUUUGUUUUCUUGUUUUUCUCUCUUUAAAUUUUAAAUGUCUUGCAAAUAUUGCUGAGUUAGGUGUGGGGGAGAGAAAUAAAAGACACUUUUCAGACUGUUACAGAUGACAAUGGGAGCCUCAUAAAGAUGCCUCUCUAUUCCCUUCUCUCCUCUUCAGCUCCAAGGUCAUUUAGUUAUGAGCGAUAGAAACAGAUAGAACUGGGCACAUAGGGUGGGGGAGGGAGGGGAAUUGGGGAACUUUGUCUCCAUGGGAAAGUUUCCCUUUUGUAGGUUGAGGGCAAAGGGUGGGGAUAUUUUUUAGUUUCUGAUUUUAAAUUUAUCUGUACAUACUUUUUCAAGAUUGGUCAUUUUUAUAACCAUGGUUUUCCUGAAAUUCUCAAUUCAUCAGUAUGAAGGAAAUGAACCAAAUAAACUUUAAUUAUAUGGUAAAUAACAAUAUAAGUGAGUAUAACUCUGACAUUCCACAAAACAUUUUUGAUUUGCAGGUUUGUGUGAUGUAGUUUUUAAUCCUACACUUGCAUGUGCUUCAACUUAACACAUUUUUAAGGCUUUUCCCCCUUUCUCUCUCUUUCCAUUCUGUUAGCCAUCUUGAAGUGAUAUUGUUCAACAUAAAUUGUACUGUUGAAUUUGGCUUUACGGGUGUAAACACUGAUGGUCUAUCAGUAUCUGAGACCCCAAACCCUCCAAACAUUGAUGGUGCCUUUUGUUCUUUAAGUGAAAUCUGUGCAAUAAAAUAACCUGCUGUCUGCAAAA
Messenger RNA from Equus caballus (horse), 1885 nucleotides. It is a transcript of the gene CLDN11, whose product is annotated as claudin 11. Gene Ontology annotation, molecular function: structural molecule activity. The record is from RefSeq and is a predicted model, not a curated record. Gene Ontology annotation, biological process: bicellular tight junction assembly; cell adhesion. NCBI's taxonomy places the organism in Eukaryota, Metazoa, Chordata, Mammalia, Perissodactyla, Equidae. Gene Ontology annotation, cellular component: bicellular tight junction; plasma membrane.